AGGCGGCAGUGCCGGCCGGAAUCUCAGCGAGCCAGGGAGCCCGGCUCGACAGCCACAAGCCGCGGAGCCCGUGCCCUCGAGCCCAGCCCGCCUGCCAGCCUCCGUCUCGCCCGGGCCCGAGGUGCCUUGUGGACCUCCUCCCUGUGCCCCGCCCGUCACCCUCGCCUCUGGGGUUCUGGCAGCCAUGGUGGCGGGUAUGCUCAUGCCGCUGGACCAGCUGCGGGCCAUUUACGAGGUGCUCUUCCGUGAAGGCGUGAUGGUGGCCAAGAAGGAUCGGAGGCCCCGCAGCCUGCACCCUCACGUCCCCGGCGUCACCAAUCUGCAGGUCAUGUGCGCCAUGGCCUCGCUGCGGGCCCGGGGCCUGGUGCGGGAGACCUUUGCCUGGCGCCACUUUUACUGGUACCUCACCAAUGAGGGCAUCGCCCACCUGCGCCAGUACCUGCACCUGCCGCCGGAGAUCGUGCCCGCCUCUCUGCAGCGCGUGCGCCGCCCUGUCGCCAUGGUGAUGCCUGCGCGACGCGCCCCCCAUGUGCAGUCUGUGCAGGGGCCCCUGGGCUGCCCGCCAAAGUGGGGGCCGCUGCCCGCUGAAGACCCUGCCCGGGAGGAGCGGCGGGUCUACCGUCGGAAGGAGCCUGAGGAGGGGGCACCCGAGCCCCCCGUGGUGCCCGCCACCGCCCCGGGGAACCUGGUGAGGCCUGGCCCGGAGCCUGCCCCAGCCACAGAUGAACGGGACCGGGUGCAGAAGAAAACCUUCACCAAGUGGGUCAACAAGUACCUCAUCAAGGCCCAGAGACACAUCAGUGACCUGUACGAAGACCUCCGUGAUGGCCACAACCUCAUCUCCCUGCUGGAGGUCCUCUCGGGGGACAGCCUGCCCCGGGAGAAGGGGAGGAUGCGUUUCCACAAGCUGCAGAACGUUCAGAUCGCCCUGGACUACCUCCGACACCGCCAGGUGAAGUUGGUGAACAUCAGGAACGAUGACAUCGCCGACGGCAACCCCAAGCUGACCCUCGGCCUGAUCUGGACCAUCAUCCUGCACUUCCAGAUCUCGGACAUCCAGGUGAGCGGGCAGUCGGAGGACAUGACGGCCAAAGAGAAGCUGCUGCUGUGGUCGCAGCGCAUGGUGGAGGGCUACCAGGGCCUGCACUGUGACAACUUCACUUCCAGCUGGCGUGACGGCCGCCUCUUCAAUGCCAUCAUUCAUCGGCACAAGCCCAUGCUCAUCGACAUGAACAAGGUGUAUCGUCAGACCAAUCUUGAGAAUCUGGACCAGGCCUUCUCCGUGGCGGAGCGGGACUUGGGAGUGACCCGUCUCCUGGACCCUGAGGACGUGGACGUCCCUCAGCCCGACGAGAAGUCCAUCAUCACUUAUGUGUCUUCCCUGUACGAUGCCAUGCCCCGGGUGCCCGAUGUGCAGGACGGGGUGAAGGCCAACGAGCUGCAGCUGCGCUGGCAGGAGUACCAGGAGCUCGUGCUGCUGCUGCUGCAGUGGGUUCGACACCACACCGCUGCCUUCGAGGAGCGCAGGUUCCCGUCCAGCUUUGAGGAGAUCGAGAUUUUGUGGUGCCAGUUCUUGAAGUUUAAGGAGACGGAGCUUCCGGCCAAGGAGGCCGACAAGAACCGGUCCAAGGGCAUCUACCAGUUCCUGGAGGGUGCGGUGCAAGCCGGACAGCUUAAGGUGCCCCCUGGGUACCACCCGCUGGAUGUGGAGAAGGAAUGGGGCAAGCUGCACGUGGCCAUCCUGGAGCGAGAGAAGCAGCUCCGGGCAGAGUAUGAGAGGCUGGAGUGUCUUCAGCGCAUCGUGAGCAAACUGCAGAUGGAGGCCGUGCUGUGCGAGGAGCAGCUGAAGCAGGCCGACAUCCUGCUUCAGUCGGAUGUCCGCCUGCUGGCCGCAAACAAGGCCCCGCAGCGGGCCGCCGAGGUAGAACGAGACCUGGACAAGGCCGACGGCAUGAUCCGGCUGCUGUUCAACGACGUGCAGACCCUCAAGGACGGGCGUCACCCGCAGGGGGAGCAGAUGUACCGCAGGGUGUACCGCCUGCACGAGCGCCUGGUGGCCAUCCGUACCGAGUACAACCUCCGGCUGAAGGCAGGCGUAGCUGCCCCCGUGACCCAGGUGACGGUGCAGAGCACGCAGAGGCGGCCCGAGCUCGAGGACGCCUCCCUGCGCUACCUACAGGACCUGCUGGCCUGGGUGGAGGAGAACCAGCGUCGGGUGGACGGUGCCGAGUGGGGUGGGGACCUGCCCAGUGUGGAGGCGCAGCUGGGCAGCCACCGUGGCCUGCACCAGUCCAUCGAGGAGUUCCGGGCCAAGAUUGAGCGGGCGCGAGCUGACGAGGGGCAGCUUUCCCCAGGCCCCCGGAGCGCCUACCGGGACUGCCUGGGCCGGCUAGACCUGCAGUACGCCAAGCUGCUGAACUCCUCCAAGGCCCGGCUCCGUGCCCUGGAGGGCCUGCACGGCUUCGUGGCGGCUGCCACCAAAGAGCUGAUGUGGCUCAGUGAGAAGGAAGAGGAAGAGGUGGGCUUCGACUGGGGGGAGCACAACUCCAACAUGGCUGCCAAGAAGGAGAGCUACUCGGCCCUGAUGCGUGAGCUGGAGCUGAAGGAAAAGAAAGUCAAGGAGAUUCAGAGCACCGGGGACCGGCUGCUGCGGGAGGGGCACCCUGCUCGGCCUACAGUGGAGUCCUUCCAGGCCGCCCUGCAGACCCAGUGGAGCUGGAUGCUACAGCUGUGCUGUUGUAUCGAGGCACACCUGAAGGAGAACACGGCCUAUUUCCAGUUCUUCUCGGACGUGCGGGACACCGAGGAGCAGCUACGGAAGCUACAGGACACGCUGCGCAGGAAGUACGCCUGUGACCGCUCCAUCACCGUCACGCGUCUGGAGGACCUACUGCAGGAUGCCCAGGAUGAGAAGGACCAGCUUGGCGAGUACAGGGCACACCUCUCAGGCCUGGCCAAGCGGGCCAAGGCCAUCGUGCAGUUGAAGCCCCGAAGCCAAGCCCACCCCGUGCGGGGUCGUGUGCCCCUUCUGGCCGUGUGUGACUAUAAGCAGGUGGAGGUGACUGUGCACAAGGGUGAUGAGUGCCAGCUGGUGGGUCCCGCUCAGCCGUCCCACUGGAAGGUGCUCAGCAGCUCCGGCAGUGAGGCCGCCGUGCCCUCCGUGUGCUUCCUCGUGCCCCCGCCCAACCAGGAGGCCCAGGAAGCCGUCACCAGGCUGGACGCCCAGCUCCAGGCUCUAGUGACACUGUGGCACCAGCUGCACGUGGACUUGAAGAGCCUGCUGGCGUGGCAGAACCUCAGCCGUGACGUGCAGCUCAUCCGCUCCUGGUCCCUGGUCACGUUCCGAACUCUGAAGCCGGAGGAGCAGCGGCAGGCCCUGCGCAGCCUGGAGCUUCACUACCAGGCCUUCCUGCGGGACAGUCAGGACGCCGGCGGCUUCGGGCCUGAGGACCGGCUGCAGGCCGAGCGCGAGUACGGCUCCUGCAGCCGCCAUUACCAGCAGCUCCUGCAGAGCGCGGAGCAGGGCGAGCAGGAGGAGUCCCGCUGCCAGCGCUGCAUCUCGGAGCUCAAGGACAUCCGGCUGCAGCUCGAGGCCUGUGAGACGCGCACCGUGCACCGCCUGCGGCUGCCGCUGGACAAAGAACCGGCCCGGGAGUGUGCCCAGCGCAUCGCCGAGCAGCAGAAAGCCCAGGCUGAGGUGGAGGGGCUGGGCAAGGGGGUCGCCCGACUCUCUGCCGAGGCCGAGAAGGUUCUGGCCCUGCCCGAGCCGUCACCCGCUGCCCCCACUUUGCGCUCAGAGCUGGAACUGACCCUGGGCAAGCUGGAGCAGGUCCGCAGCCUGUCCGCCAUUUACCUAGAGAAGCUCAAGACCAUCAGCCUGGUGAUCCGCAGCACGCAGGGGGCCGAGGAGGUGCUCAGGGCACACGAGGAGCAGCUCAAGGAGGCCCAGGCCGUGCCCGCCACCCUCCCAGAGCUUGAGGCCACCAAGGCCGCGCUGAAGAAGCUGCGGGCCCAGGCCGAAGCGCAGCAGCCGGCGUUCGAUGCCCUGCGGGACGAGCUGCGGGGGGCGCAGGAGGUGGGCGAGCGGCUGCAGCGGCAGCACGGCGAGCGGGACGUGGAGGUGGAGCGCUGGCGCGAGCGCGCGGCCCCGCUGCUGGAGCGCUGGCAGGCCGUGCUGGCCCAGACGGACGUGAGGCAGCGUGAGCUCGAACAGCUGGGCCGCCAGCUCCGGUACUACCGGGAGAGCGCAGAGCCGCUGGGCGCCUGGCUGCAGGACGCCAAGCAGCGGCAGGAGAAGAUCCAGGCCGUGCCGCUGGCCCACAGCCAGGCCGUGCGGGAGCAGCUGCGGCAGGAGAAGGCGCUGCUGGAGGAAAUCGAGCAGCACGGGGAGAAGGUGGAGGAGUGCCAGGAGCUUGCGAAGCAGUAUAUCAACGCCAUUAAGGACUAUGAGCUCCAGCUGGUCACGUACAAGGCGCAGCUUGAGCCAGUGGCCUCCCCAGCCAAGAAGCCCAAGGUCCAGUCUGGGUCUGAGAGCGUCAUCCAGGAGUACGUAGACCUGCGGACAAGGUACAGCGAGCUGACCACGCUCACGAGCCAGUACAUCAAGUUCAUCAGUGAGACCCUGCGGCGCAUGGAGGAGGAGGAGAGGCUGGCUGAGCAGCAGCGGGCAGAGGAGCGGGAGCGGCUAGCCGAGGUGGAGGCCGCGCUGGAGAAGCAACGGCAGCUGGCCGAGGCGCACGCCCAGGCGAAGGCGCAGGCAGAGCAGGAGGCUCAGGAGCUGCAGCGGCGCAUGCAGGAGGAGGUGGCGCGGCGGGAAGAGGCGGCGGUGGACGCGCAGCAGCAGAAGCGAAGCAUCCAGGAAGAGCUGCAGCACUUGCGGCAGAGCUCGGAAGCGGAGAUCCAGGCUAAGGCCCGGCAGGCGGAAGCCGCGGAACGCAGCCGGCUGCGCAUCGAGGAGGAGAUUCGCGUGGUGCGCCUGCAGCUGGAGGCGACCGAGCGCCAGCGGGGUGGGGCCGAGGGCGAGCUGCAGGCGCUGCGCGCACGCGCGGAGGAGGCCGAGGCGCAGAAGCGACAGGCGCAGGAGGAGGCGGAGCGCUUGCGGCGGCAGGUGCAGGACGAGAGCCAGCGCAAGCGGCAGGCGGAGGCGGAGCUGGCCCUGCGCGUGAAGGCGGAGGCCGAGGCGGCUCGAGAAAAGCAGCGGGCCCUGCAGGCGCUCGAGGAAGUGCGGCUCCAGGCCGAGGAGGCGGAGCGGCGCCUGCGGCAGGCCGAGGCCGAGCGGGCCCGCCAGGUGCAGGUGGCCCUGGAGACGGCGCAGCGCAGCGCGGAGGCGGAGCUGCAGAGCAAGCGCGCCUCCUUCGCGGAGAAGACGGCGCAGCUGGAGCGCACGCUGCAGGAAGAGCACGUGGCCGUCGCGCAGCUGCGGGAGGAGGCGGAGCGGCGGGCGCAGCAGCAGGCAGAGGCCGAGCGGGCCCGCGAGGAGGCGGAGCAGGAGCUGGAGCGCUGGCGGCUGAAAGCCAAUGAGGCGCUGCGGCUGCGGCUGCAGGCGGAGGAGGUGGCCCAGCAGAAGAGCCUGGCGCAGGCGGAGGCGGAGAAGCAGAAGGAGGAGGCCGAGCGCGAGGCUCGGCGCCGCGGCAAGGCAGAAGAGCAGGCCGUGCGGCAGCGGGAGCUGGCCGAGCAGGAACUGGAGAAGCAGCGGCAGCUGGCGGAGGGCACUGCCCAGCAGCGCCUGGUGGCGGAACAGGAGCUGAUCCGGCUGCGGGCUGAGACGGAGCAGGGGGAGCAGCAGCGGCAGCUGCUGGAAGAGGAGCUGGCCCGGUUGCAGCGGGAAGCGGGGGCGGCCACCCAGAAGCGCCAGGAGCUGGAGGCGGAGCUGGCCAAGGUGCGGGCCGAGAUGGAGGUGCUGCUGGCCAGCAAGGCGCGGGCCGAGGAGGAGUCCCGUUCCACCAGCGAGAAGUCCAAGCAGAGGCUGGAGGCCGAGGCCAGCCGCUUCCGGGAGCUGGCGGAGGAGGCCGCCCGCCUGCGUGCCCUGGCCGAGGAGGCCAAGCGGCAACGGCAGCUGGCAGAGGAGGAUGCGGCGCAGCAGCGAGCGGAGGCGGAGAGGGUGCUCGCCGAGAAGCUGGCCGCCAUCGGCGAGGCCACGCGGCUUAAGACCGAGGCGGAGAUUGCGCUCAAGGAGAAGGAGGCGGAGAACGAGCGCCUGCGGCGGCUGGCAGAGGACGAAGCCUUCCAGCGGCGGCGGCUGGAGGAGCAGGCCGCCCAGCACAAGGCGGAUAUCGAAGAGCGGCUGGCGCAGCUGCGCAAGGCGUCGGAGAGCGAGCUGGAGCGGCAGAAGGGGCUGGUGGAGGACACACUGCGGCAGCGGCGGCAGGUGGAGGAGGAGAUCCUGGCGCUCAAGGCGAGCUUUGAAAAGGCGGCCGCCGGCAAGGCGGAGCUGGAGCUGGAGCUGGGGCGCAUCCGCAGCAGUGCCGAGGACACGCUGCGCAGCAAGGAGCAGGCGGAGCAGGAGGCCACGCGGCAGCGGCAGCUGGCGGCCGAGGAGGAACAGCGGCGCCGCGAGGCGGAAGAGCGUGUGCAGAAGAGCCUCGCGGCGGAGGAGGAGGCCGCGCGGCAGCGCAAGUCCGCCCUGGAGGAGGUGGAGCGGCUCAAGGCCAAAGUGGAGGAGGCGCGGCGCCUGCGCGAGCGCGCGGAGCAGGAGUCGGCUCGGCAGCUGCAGCUGGCGCAGGAGGCCGCGCAGAAGCGGCUGCAGGCGGAGGAGAAGGCGCACGCUUUUGCGGUGCAGCAGAAGGAGCAGGAGCUGCAGCAGACGCUCCAGCAAGAGCAGAGUGUGCUGGAGCGGCUGCGGGGCGAGGCGGAGGCGGCGCGGCGGGCGGCCGAGGACGCGGAGGAGGCGCGGGAGCGGGCCGAGCGGGAGGCGGCGCAGUCCCGGCGGCAGGUGGAGGAGGCCGAGCGGCUGAAGCAGUUGGCCGAGGAGCAGGCGCAGGCGCGCGCGCAGGCGCAGGCCGCCGCGGAGAAGCUGCGCAAGGAGGCGGAGCAGGAGGCGGCACGGCGGGCGCAGGCGGAGCAGGCCGCCCUGCGGCAGAAGCAGGUGGCCGACGCCGAGAUGGAGAAGCACAAAAAGUUCGCCGAGCAGACUCUGCGGCAGAAGGCGCAGGUGGAGCAGGAGCUGACCGCGCUGCGGCUGCAGCUGGAGGAGACGGACCACCAGAAAAGCAUCCUGGACGAGGAGCUGCAGCGGCUGAAGGCGGAGGUGACGGAGGCCGCCCGCCAGCGCAGCCAGGUGGAGGAGGAGCUCUUCUCCGUGCGCGUGCAGAUGGAGGAGCUCGGCAAGCUGAAGGCGCGCAUCGAGGCGGAGAACCGCGCGCUCAUCCUGCGUGACAAGGACAACACGCAGCGCUUCCUGCAGGAGGAGGCUGAGAAAAUGAAGCAGGUGGCGGAGGAGGCCGCCCGGCUGAGCGUGGCGGCCCAGGAGGCGGCCCGGCUGCGGCAGCUGGCGGAGGAGGACCUGGCGCAGCAGCGCGCCCUGGCCGAGAAGAUGCUCAAGGAGAAGAUGCAGGCGGUGCAGGAGGCCACCCGCCUCAAGGCCGAGGCCGAGCUGCUGCAGCGGCAGAAGGAGCUGGCGCAGGAGCAGGCCCGGCAGCUGCAGGAGGACAAGGAGCAGAUGGCCCAGCAGCUGGCCGAGGAGACGCAGGGCUUCCAGCGGACCCUGGAGGCGGAACGGCAGCGGCAGCUGGAGAUGAGCGCCGAGGCCGAGCGCCUCAAGCUGCGCGUGGCCGAGAUGAGCCGGGCCCAGGCCCGUGCCGAGGAGGACGCCCAGCGCUUCCGCAGGCAGGCCGAGGACAUCGGGGAGAAGCUACACCGCACCGAGCUCGCCACACAGGAGAAGGUGACGCUGGUGCAGACGCUGGAGAUCCAGCGGCAGCAGAGUGACCGCGACGCCGAGCGCCUGCGGGCCGCCAUCGCAGAGCUGGAGCGCGAGAAGGAGAAGCUCAAGGAGGAGGCCAGGCUGCUACAGCUGAAGUCCGAGGAGAUGCAGGCGGUGCAGCAGGAGCAGCUGGUGCAGGAGACGCGGGCCCUCCAGCAGACCUUCCUGUCGGAGAAGGACAGCCUGCUGCAGCGGGAGCACUUCAUCGAGCAGGAGAAGGCCAAGCUGGAGCAGCUCUUCCAGGACGAGGUGGCCAAGGCACAGAAGCUACGGGAGGAGCAGCAGCGGCAGCAGCGGCAGAUGGAGGAGGAGAGGCAGCGGCUGGUGGCCAGCAUGGAGGAGGCCCGGCAGCGCCAGCAUGAGGCCGAGGAGGGCGUGCGGCGCAAGCAGGAGGAGCUGCAGCUGCUGGAACAGCAGCGGCAGCAGCAGGAGAAGCUGCUGGAGGAGGAGAAUCAGCGGCUGCGCGAGCGGCUGCAGCGCCUGGAGGAGGAGCACCGGGCCGCGCUGGCGCACUCGGAGGAGGUUGCCGCCUCGCAGGCCGCGGCUGCCAAAGCCCUGCCAAACGGCCGGGUCGCCCCCGACGGCCCGGCGCCCGAGGUGGAGCCCGACCACGCCUUCGACGGCCUUCGGCGGAAGGUGCCGGCCCAGUGGCUGCAGGAGGUCGGCGUCCUGAGCGCCGAGGAGCUGCAGCGGCUGGUCCAGGGCCGCAUAACCGUGGCCGAGCUCGCUCAGCGGGAUGACGUGCGCGGCUACCUGCACGGCCGCAGUGGCGUUGCCGGGCUGCUGCUGACGCCCAGCAACGAGAAGCUGAGUGUGUACGCGGCCCUACGGAGGCAGCUGCUGAGCCCGGGCACGGCUCUCAUCCUGCUGGAGGCCCAGGCUGCCUCGGGCUUCCUCCUGGACCCUGUGCGGAACCGACGGCUGACCGUCAACGAGGCCGUGAAGGAGGGCGUCGUGGGCCCAGAGCUGCACCACAAGCUGCUGUCGGCUGAGCGCGCCGUCACCGGCUACAAGGAUCCCUACACCGGGGAGCAGAUCUCCCUCUUCCAGGCCAUGAAGAAGGACCUCAUCGUGCGGGAGCACGGCAUCCGCCUGCUGGAGGCUCAGAUCGCCACGGGCGGCAUCAUCGACCCGGUGCACAGCCACCGCCUCCCCGUAGACGUGGCCUACCGGCGCGGCUACUUCGACGAGGAGAUGAACCGCGUCCUGGCGGACCCGAGCGACGACACCAAGGGCUUCUUCGACCCCAACACGCACGAGAACCUCACCUACCUGCAGCUGCUGGAGCGCUGCGUGGAGGACCCCGAGACGGGCCUGCGCCUGCUGCCCCUCACGGAUCAGGCUGCCAAGGGUAGGGAGCUGGUCUACACUGACUCGGAGGCCCGGGACGUGUUCGAGAAAGCCACCGUGUCCGCACCAUUUGGUAAGUUCCGGGGCAAGACGGUGACCAUCUGGGAGCUCAUCAACUCAGAGUACUUCACGGCAGAGCAGCGGCGGGACCUGGUGCGGCAGUUCCGCACGGGCAAGGUCACCGUGGAGAAGAUCAUCAAGAUCGUCAUCACGGUGGUCGAGGAGCACGAGCAGAAAGGGCAGCUUUGCUUCGAGGGCCUGCGCGCCCUGGUCCCUGCCGCCGAGCUGUUCGAGAGCGGGGUCAUCGACCGCGAUCUCUACCGCCAGCUGCAGCAGGGCGAGCGUUCGGUGCGAGAGGUGGCCGAGGUGGAUGCCGUGCGGCGGGCCCUGCGGGGCAGCAACGUCAUUGCUGGUGUGUGGCUGGAGGAGGCGGGACAGAGGCUGAGCAUCUACGAGGCCCUGAAGAAGGACCUACUGCAGCCAGAGGCGGCGGUGGCCCUCCUGGAGGCCCAGGCCGGUACCGGGCACAUCAUCGACCCCGCCACGAGCGCCCGGCUCACCGUGGACGAGGCGGUGCGGGCCGGCCUAGUGGGGCCUGAGCUGCACGAGAAGCUGCUGUCGGCUGAGAAGGCCGUGACCGGCUACAAGGACCCCUACUCAGGGCAGAGCGUCUCCCUGUUCCAGGCCCUGAAGAAGGGCCUCAUCCCCAGGGAGCAGGGCUGGCGCCUGCUGGAUGCCCAGUUGUCCACAGGUGGCAUCGUGGACCCGAGCAAGAGCCACCGUGUGCCCGUAGACGUUGCCUGUGCCCGGGGCUACCUGGACGAGGAGACCAGCCGAGCCCUGUCGGCGCCCAAGGAUGAAGCCAAGACCUACUGCGACCCCGGCACACAGGAGCCGGUCACUUACGGCCAGCUGCAGCGACAGUGCCGGCCCGACCCGCUGACAGGGCUGAGCCUGCUGCCGCUCUCAGAGAAGGAGGCCCGGGCCCGGCGGGAGGGACUCUGCUCCGAGCUGCAGGCUCGCGAGACCUUUCAGAAGACUGCCGUUGAGGUCCCCGUGGGCAGCUUUAAGGGCAAGACGGUGACUGUGUGGGAGCUCCUCAGUUCUGAGUACUUCACGGCGGAGCAGAGACAGGAGCUGGUGCGGCAGUUCCGCACGGGCACCGUCACCGUGGAGAAGAUCAUCAAGAUCGUCAUCACCAUCGUGGAGGAGGUGGAGACCGUGCGCCAGGAAAGGCUGUCUUUCAGCGGCCUCCGCGCCCCGGUGCCGGCCAGUGAGCUCGUGGCUGCCGGCGUCCUCAGCAGGGCCCAGUUUGAGCAGCUCAAGGACGGCAAAACGUCUGUGAAGGACCUGUCAGAGGUGGACUCUGUGCGGACGCUUCUCCGGGGUAGCGGCUGCCUGGCCGGCAUCUACCUGGAGGACUCCAAGGAGAAGGUGACCAUCUAUGAGGCCAUGCGGCGGGGCCUGCUCAGGCCCAGCACGGCCACUCUGCUGCUCGAGGCCCAAGCGGCCACCGGCUUUCUGGUGGACCCUGUGAGGAAUCAGCGCUUGUACGUCCACGAGGCCGUGAAGGCGGGCGUCGUGGGCCCCGAGCUGCACGAGAAGCUGCUGUCUGCCGAGAAGGCCGUCACCGGCUACACGGACCCCUACUCCGGCGACACCAUCUCCCUCUUCCAGGCCAUGAAGAAGGGCCUGGUCCUUAGGGAGCACGGCAUCCGCCUGCUGGAGGCCCAGAUCGCCACGGGCGGCAUCAUCGACCCGGUGCACAGCCACCGCCUGCCCGUGGACGUGGCCUACCAGCGCGGCUACUUCGACGAGGAGAUGAACCGCGUCCUGGCGGACCCGAGCGACGACACCAAGGGCUUCUUCGACCCCAACACGCAUGAGAACCUCACCUACCUGCAGCUGCUGGAGCGCUGCGUGGAGGACCCCGAGACGGGCCUGCGCCUGCUGCCCUUGAAAGGAGCCGAGAAGACGGAGGUGGUGGAGAGCACGCAGGUGUACACGGAGGAGGAGACCCGCAGGGCGUUCGAGGAGACGCAGAUCGACAUCCCUGGCGGCAGCGACCGCGGCGGCUCCACCAUGUCCCUGUGGGAGGUGAUGCAGUCGGACCUGAUCCCAGAAGAGCAGCGAGCCCGGCUCAUGGCGGACUUCCGGGCCGGCCGGGUGACCAAGGAACGUAUGAUCAUCAUCAUCAUCGAGAUCAUCGAGAAGACCGAGAUCGUGCGCCAGCAGAACCUGGCUUCCUACGACUACAUCCGCCGCCGCCUCACGGCCGAGGACCUCUACGAAGCCCGGAUCAUCUCCCGCGAGACCUACGGCCUCCUCCGGGAGGGCGCCAAGAGCCUCCGAGAGGUGCUGGAGGCGGAGGCGGUCUCACGCUACCUGUACGGCACGGGCUGCGUGGCUGGCGUCUACCUGCCGGGCUCCCGGCAGACGCUCACCAUCUACCAGGCGCUGAAGAAGGGGCUGCUGAGUGCCGAGGUGGCCCGGUUUCUGCUGGAGGCACAGGCGGCCACGGGCUUCCUCCUGGAUCCCGUGAAGGGCGAGCGGCUGACCGUGGACGAAGCCGUGCGGAAGGGCCUGGUAGGCCCCGAACUGCACGACCGGCUGCUCUCGGCCGAGCGGGCCGUGACCGGCUACCGGGACCCCUACACGGAGCAGACGAUCUCGCUCUUCCAGGCCAUGAAGAAGGACCUGAUCCCUGCCGAGGAGGCCCUGCGGCUGCUGGACGCCCAGCUGGCCACGGGCGGCAUCGUGGACCCGCGCCUGGGCUUCCACCUCCCCCUGGAGGUGGCCUACCAGCGCGGCUACCUCAACAAGGACACGCACGACCAGCUGUCGGAGCCCAGCGAGGUGCGCAGCUACCCGGAUCCCUCCACGGACGAGCGCCUCAGCUACACGCAGCUGCUCAGGAGGUGCCGUCGCCACGAGACCAGCGGCCAGCUGCUCCUGCCGCUUUCGGACGCCCGCAAGCUGACCUUCCGCGGCCUGCGCAAGCAGAUCACGGUGGAGGAGCUGGUGCGCUCGCAGGUCAUGGACGAGGCCACGGCGCUGCAGCUGCGGGAGGGCCUGACCUCCGUGGAGGAGGUCUCCAAGAACCUGCAGAAGUUCCUCGAGGGCACCAGCUGCAUCGCCGGUGUCUUCGUCGAUGCCACCAAGGAGCGGCUGUCUGUGUAUCAGGCCAUGAAGAAGGGCAUCAUCCGCCCCGGCACGGCCUUCGAGCUCCUGGAGGCGCAGGCGGCCACCGGCUACGUCAUCGACCCCAUCAAGGGGCUCAAGCUGACUGUGGAGGAGGCCGUGCGCAUGGGCAUCGUGGGCCCCGAGUUCAAGGACAAGCUGCUGUCGGCCGAGCGCGCCGUCACCGGCUACAAGGACCCGUACUCGGGGAAGCUCAUCUCUCUCUUCCAGGCCAUGAAGAAGGGCCUCAUCCUGAAGGACCACGGCAUCCGCCUGCUGGAGGCCCAGAUCGCCACGGGUGGCAUCAUCGACCCCGAGGAGAGCCACCGGCUGCCCGUGGACGUGGCCUACAAGCGCGGCCUCUUUGACGAGGAGAUGAACGAGAUCCUGACCGACCCCUCGGACGACACCAAGGGCUUCUUCGACCCCAACACGGAGGAGAACCUCACGUACCUGCAGCUCAUGGAGCGCUGCGUCACGGACCCCCAGACGGGCCUGCGCCUGCUGCCCCUGAAGGAGAAGAAACGGGAGCGGAAGACGUCCUCCAAGUCCUCGGUGCGCAAGCGGCGUGUCGUGAUCGUGGACCCCGAGACGGGCAAGGAGAUGUCCGUGUACGAGGCCUACCGCAAGGGCCUCAUCGACCACCAGACGUACCUGGAGCUGUCCGAGCAGGAGUGCGAGUGGGAGGAGAUCACCAUCUCCUCCUCCGACGGCGUGGUCAAGUCCAUGAUCAUCGACCGCCGCUCGGGCCGCCAGUACGACAUCGACGAGGCCAUCUCCAGGAGCCUCAUCGACCGCUCGGCGCUGGACCAGUACCGCGCCGGCACGCUCUCCAUCACCGAGUUCGCCGACAUGCUCUCGGGCAACGCUGGUGGCUUCCGCUCCCGCUCUUCUUCCGUGGGCUCCUCCUCCUCCUACCCCAUCAGCCCCGCCGCCUCCAGGACCCAGGCGGCCUCCUGGUCAGACCCCACCGAGGAGACAGGCCCCGUGGCCGGCAUCCUGGACACGGAGACGCUGGAGAAGGUGUCCAUCACGGAGGCCAUGCACCGCAACCUGGUGGACAACAUCACCGGGCAGCGGCUGCUGGAGGCCCAGGCCUGCACGGGGGGCAUCAUCGACCCCAGCACCGGGGAGCGCUUCCCCGUCACCGACGCCGUCAACAAGGGCCUGGUGGAUAAGAUCAUGGUGGACCGCAUCAACCUGGCCCAGAAAGCCUUCUGUGGCUUCGAGGACCCGCGCACCAAGACCAAGAUGUCGGCCGCUCAGGCCCUGAAGAAGGGCUGGCUCUACUACGAGGCAGGCCAGCGCUUCCUGGAGGUGCAGUACCUGACGGGGGGCCUGAUCGAGCCCGACGCGCCGGGCCGUGUGCCCCUCGACGAGGCCCUGCAGCGUGGCAUGGUGGACGCCCGAACCGCCCAGAAGCUGCGAGACGUCGGCGCGUAUUCCAAGUACCUCACCUGCCCCAAGACCAAGCUCAAGAUCUCGUACAAGGACGCGUUGGACCGCAGCAUGGUGGAGGAGGGCACGGGGCUCCGGCUGCUGGAGGCCGCCGCCCAGUCCAGCAAGGGCUACUACAGCCCCUACAGCGUCAGCGGCUCCGGCUCCGCGGCCGGCUCGCGCUCCGGCUCGCGCACCGGUUCCCGGGCUGGCUCCCGCCGCGGCAGCUUUGACGCCACGGGUUCCGGCUUCUCCAUGACCUUCUCCUCCUCCUCCUACUCUUCCUCGGGCUACGGCCGCCGCUACGCCUCAGGGCCCGCGUCCUCCCUGGGGGGCCCCGAGUCCGCGGCGGCCUGACCCGCUGCCUGCACCCCUGCCCUCCCGCUCUGCAUGUGGCCAGGUUCCCCGCCCAGGCGUUGGGGUCUUUAACGUUUCAAAGGUGUCUUCCUCCCAAGCGGUGCCUAAAGUCUAACCAAAAAGAGCAGACUAAUAUAUUAAUGAUCUAUCUGCUGUCCAGACAGCCUGCGUCCCAGGGAGGCGGUCAGGGAGGGAGCUGGUGCAGACCCGCUGACCAGCUCAUCCCCCAGGCCUCCCUGCUCCUGUCUACCUGCCACUCACCACAGCCAGGUGCCUUGGAGGGUCCCGGGCCCGGCCCCAAGCCCGGCCCUCCUAGCCCUCCCGUCUCUCUAGAGGGUAUCGUCUGGGCAAGGUUCCCCGCCCCCCCCCCCACCCGCCACCCCGCCCCAGGCCUGCUCGCUGGGCUCACUGACACCCAACCACUGAUCCUAGCCGCCCGGGGGAGCGGGGUCGGCCCCGUCGCUAGCAGGGCCCUCAGAACCAGCUUCUCUUCCUGUUUCCAGGACUGAUUUCCUUGCUCGGUGGGCCUUGCUGGGGAGGGAGGGGGUCCGGGGUUAGUCAUCUCUUUUCCAGCCUGCCCGUGGGAAGAUGAGGGUCCAGUCUACAGAACCAGCUGGCCCGGGCCAAGCCUCUCCCGUGCCCGGCCCGCGCCUGGCCCCUGCCCAGCUGCAGGCGCCGUCCCCAGCCCCUAGCCCCUGACACUGUCCCGAGACCCCAGGCGUCCGGCUUCAGCCUUCCAGCCUCAGUCCCUUAGUAAGUGCCUUCAGUGUCCUCCCUCCACCCCAGGCCCCGAGGACCCAGACCUGGGGUGGGAGACAGACCCUCCCGGUGACAGACUCCCCACCGGCCCAGCUCCCGGGCGUGCCAGCCCCGGGGCCAGGCUGGGUAUGGCCGGGGCUUCUGCAGGACUCUGCUCCCCCGUGGGUCCCCCCUGGGUGCUUCCUGCCUGUCUGUCCGCGACAGCCUCACCUCCUUGUCAGGCCCGGGCACAGGCAGCCCAGCCCAGUUCCCUCCCCUCUUGUUCCAUCCAGCCCCUGGAUGGGCUUCCAGGGGUGGCUUCCACCCCUGCCUCCACUCUCUGAUGAAGCUUUGCAUGUUCCACUAACCCAGGCAGGCGGCGGGUGGAGGCGCCAGGCUUCGGCUGCCUCCGUGAGGGCAGAACACUAACCCGACCACGGGUGAGCCUGCAGCGCUCACCCCAAUAAAAGCAAUUCCAACCUU
Messenger RNA from Prionailurus viverrinus (fishing cat), 15466 nucleotides. It is a transcript of the gene PLEC, whose product is annotated as plectin. NCBI's taxonomy places the organism in Eukaryota, Metazoa, Chordata, Mammalia, Carnivora, Felidae. Gene Ontology annotation, molecular function: structural molecule activity; keratin filament binding; protein binding. Bases 185 to 14245 code for a protein of 4686 amino acids. The record is from RefSeq and is a predicted model, not a curated record. Gene Ontology annotation, biological process: wound healing; intermediate filament bundle assembly. The transcript is spliced from 32 exons. Gene Ontology annotation, cellular component: keratin filament; membrane; cytoskeleton.